AUGCGUACGCGAAAUGCUCCUCUAAAUGCCACACCUAACAAUUCCCAACUCAAGAUUAACGGCCGGGCAGAGAACAAGCGUCUUCCAAUCUACGAGAUGAUGGGAAGUGGAGCUUUCUCGGAAGGGCACGACAUGAUCGUGGAGGAGGAGGAGGAGGUCAUGUCAACACCACUGAAGGGCCCUCCCCUGACGAAGACAACGACAGACGAUGGGCACCAGACCCCUGUUCGUCCAAGCACAACAGAAUCUGCAUUUUUGUCUUCUCCGCCGAGUUUUUGCCUGGCCACGAAAGAAUUCAGUCGGAGCUCCCUCGACGACGAAGAGGAGGAUGAGGAUUGGGGCAUGGAUUGGACGCAGGACGACGAUAACACGGAUGCGGACACACAGCUGUCACCGCCCACGAGCUCGCUCAAUUCGCGUCGGGUUAGCUCCAGUUUUAGAGCGGCUCUGGCAGAAGUGACAAACUCAAACGGGAAUUCACCUUCGAGUUUCGAACGGCCCAAGAGCAAUCUUUUCGACUGGUCAGAACCGCUGUCCGCAGAAAAACUCGACUCAAUGGGUAACUCGCCGAGACCAAAAACAGCACAUGUCAAGCAUAUGACGGAUGGGAGAGGCGGACGUGCAGUGAUCAGAAGGAAUCAUGUUCGGAGCCAGAGUGUGCCUGUGGUGCCCGAUAUGGCACGCCAGCGCGAUCAGUCGAAAUUAACGCCCAAGUUCGGUACCUGGGGACUGGGAGCAAAAGGAGUGAGUGAAGACUGGGAUAACGAUUUUGAUUUCGACAACGGCGACGUAGACGAGGAACAAGAUGUUCCGUUGGAGAACAGCGGGAUGCUUAUCCCACAAACAAUCCAGGCGAGUCAGGCAAGUGUGGUAGGCCAUGUUGGACAGAUCCGCGAGGUAUGUUUGUUAGUAGAGGAUCUGAAGCGGUUACGGCUGCUCGCAAAAGAGAAGGGUUUAUUAAAUGGCGUAUCGGCGCCGCUAUGGAAAGAAGCUGAAGGUAUCAUUGCCCUCGCAGCUCCAGAUGAAGAAGAACAACCAUUAUCAAUACCAGAUUCACCGUCAGCAAUCGAAUUUAAUCUAGAGACGUCGGACGACAAGCCAUAUGAAAUACCAGAGGACGAAGGGGGACCUCCAAACCAGAAGAGGGCACUGGAAGAGUCGAACGGCAACGGACGGCCAGGUGGAUUUGCAUAUAGUAGCAAGACUGUUCGGAGGAGAUCAAUAUUUUCACCAGACGAUGAUAUAUUUGGAGCAGGUCUCGGUACUUCUCCCAACGAAAAUUUACUCCCUCCGCCAAUGUCGCCACGGCCGUCGAGUAUCAAGAGUUCGUCAGAGGUUGCUAGAUCUGUUAUGGAGACCAUGCACCAACAUCGUGCGAUUUCGGAUCCUAUGCUAAAGGAAAUGUCAGCUCAAUCAGCCAACAAGAUGCCUUUCGACACAACAAGUUUACGGGAUCUUGUUCACCGAGCCAACGUAUUAAGUAGGACUUUGGGCGAGGUAAUUCGAAAAUCCGACGGAACGUCAGACAGCCCAGAGGUCAGUCCACAUCGCGAUUCGAGUCCAGCCUUUACUCGUGUUUUCACCGAUCCAAUGGCGCAACCACCAAAACAUCUACCAAGGAGUCAAAGCAACAACUCAAUAUUAAGCAACACAUUAGAUGCUUCACCGACGCGAAAUCUAGGGUCUCGAAUGCAUAUGUUGACCGCCGCGUGA
Molecule: messenger RNA, 1713 nt
Organism: Glarea lozoyensis ATCC 20868
Lineage: Eukaryota; Fungi; Ascomycota; Leotiomycetes; Helotiales; Helotiaceae
Exons: 1
Coding region: 1-1713 (570 amino acids)
Biological process (GO): regulation of mitotic cytokinesis
Molecular function (GO): GTPase activator activity
Source: RefSeq, a predicted model, not a curated record